UUGAAGAGUGGGGUACGAUGGCUGCCUUCAGAUUUGCGAUCUUGCUUUUCCUCGCCUCCCAAAGCGCAGCGCACGCGCGGGUCCUGGAUGCGCAGCGCGGCCAGAGAACGUGGGACAGGAGCGUUGUGUCGGAGGCUCUGGACAGCUGCAAGGACUGCACCCAGAUCUUGGAGCUUUUCGUGGACAUGCUCUCCAAUGCGGACACCCAGGAGAAGAUCAAGGAGAUGCUGGACGAAGUGUGCAGCCGUUUGCCUGGCACCCAAACUCAGAACCUCUGCCGGGACCAGGUUUCCAAGUACCUGCCCAUGGCCAUUCAGUUCCUGACUGGAUUCAUUAAGCCAGGUCAGAUAUGUACACUUCUGGGCCUGUGCCACAGCCAAUCACAAGGCAAGGAGCUGGAACUGCUGACCAAUUAUUUCGCAGAGGCCCGUAUAUUGCCUGGGGCAGGCACUAUGACAGAGGUGCAGUCCUCUGUGCAGUGCACCUUCUGUCUGUAUCUCAUCAAGGGCGUGGAGAGCCUGAUGCCCAAUACUGAGGAUGCCAUAGUACACUUCCUGGGCCAGGGGUGUUGCUUGCUGCCGGGUAAGAUGAAGGACCAGUGCCACACCCUGGUGGAUAAGUACGUCCGACAGGUGAUGGGGUUCCUGCUGUCCUGGGCCACUCCAGAGAAGGUGUGCUCCCUGCUUCAGAUCUGUUCCUCCCAGGAGAACCCCGGCACAGACUGUGACGCAUGUCAGACCCUGGAGAUUCUGGCCCGGUUCCACCUGGGUUCCAACGCCACAGAGCAUCAGACCUCCUCUUUUCUGAAGUCCGUCUGUGACCUGCAUCCUAGUGCCAUCCCUGAGUGUGACACCUUCACCCAGCGCCACGGGCCUACUCUGCAGAGGAUUCUGGGUAAACCAGGGGCUGUGCUGGAUGUGUGUCAGGGGGCGCUCCUGUGUGCCAGGGACAGGGAGGCUGGAGAGGGUGGGCACGCCUGCAGUAAGGGCAGGAUUUACACCUGCAAGGACAUGGAGACGGCAAAGGAGUGUAACUCUGUGUCCUUCUGCCAGGAGUACCUGUGGAAGUAAGCCCCGCCCCCUGAGCACCAGGCCAGCCCACUGAUUGGAUGGUCACCGGCCGUGAAUGAAGACUGCACAUGAGACGUUUGCCACCAAUGAUGACUUCUCAGGAUUCCUGCACAUGAUUCCAGCUUCACUAACAUUGCUUAUCAAACGCAUAUCUUAUAUCAAUAAUGGAGAAACGCCAAUAUCUGCUUUGCUAUUUGCACAGAUUGUACAAUUUGCACUAUUCCAUGGUGCUUUUGUAAUUGUAUUUGAUUUUUUAAUCAAAGCUGAUAUUUUUCUUAUUGCUCAGGCCACCCACCACACACUGAAACAGCAGCAGUAACGGGAACUGCACGGAGCACAUUCAUUUUCCCUAUUAUCUCAAGCAAAGAAAAGCCCAUUGAAUGCCAACAUUGAGCCAGUGGCUUCCUCUAGAUAAGAUAAAACACGCACUUUUACUCAGGAAACUCCAGCACCAUAGAUGGGGUAACCCACUGAAUUCAGGGUCAAGCAACAAUUAAAUUUGCCUUACAUGCUUCCUGAAGACAGAGUAGAUCCAUUAUAUCAGGAGCAUCACAUAUAUUUACAGCAUGGAUGUGUUUAU
Messenger RNA from Megalops cyprinoides (Indo-Pacific tarpon), 1650 nucleotides. RefSeq names its product prosaposin-like. Bases 18 to 1070 code for a protein of 350 amino acids. The transcript is spliced from 12 exons. Gene Ontology annotation, cellular component: lysosome. The record is from RefSeq and is a predicted model, not a curated record. Gene Ontology annotation, biological process: sphingolipid metabolic process. Lineage: Eukaryota; Metazoa; Chordata; Actinopteri; Elopiformes; Megalopidae.